AUGUUAUCUAUGGGGUGGUUUCUGUUGAACUUCCAUUCCUUAGGUAAAUCACCAGUUCUUAUAGGUUCUACACAGUCAGAUAUAGUUGGAGGGACAGCUACAGCACUUGCACCAACAUUGAGUCAAUUUUGCUUGCAUCUUUUUUUUUGUUCUCUAAAUACUAGAUCAAAUCACAACAUCUCUCUUGUCAACAAAUUUACAGUUACUAGUAGAGAUGGAAAAAGAUGCGAGUGUGACAAAAGAAAAGAUAAUUUUGGAGAUAAUUUUGACGAUGUAAUCAUAGAUCUUCCAGAUCCGUUUAAAGAUGAGCACCCUUCUAUUAGGGUUUUGGAUUCUGGUAGCAUUACCGGAAUCCUUUGUCUCUACACUAUUGGUGAUCUAAGAUAUGCAUUAUGGAAUCCAACAACAGAGGAAUUCAAGAUCAUCCCUCAACUCCCUCGUGAGUUUGAUUCACCUUAUAUUACAGAAGAGGUUAUUCCACUUGGAUUUGGUUUUGACCAAGUUAGAAAUGAUUUUAAGUUGAUUACGAAUGUACUAUUUUGUCUUCAAUAUGAAGAUAUAGAUUACCCAGAAUUUAGUUGCGAGUACCGAAUAUAUAACCUUAAAAGUAACUCUUGGAGAAAAAUUGACAAAGAUGUCGGUUUUAUAUCAUCAUUUUAUACUGAGACUUGUCAACGAUUGUACAUGAACGGAAUGUGUCAUUGGUGGGUUUUUUCGCAUGAUGGAAGAGACAUAACAUCGUUUGACUUGGUCACCGAGGAGAUUAUCACAACACAUAUACCUCUAGAAAUACAUCCAGAUGUGAAUGAUGAUUUUAAUGUUGCUUAUAUACCAUUAUCCUUAAUGGUGUUAAAUGGGUCUAUUGGUUUCAUCUCAGGGCCUUUAGAUAACACUACUUUUAACAUAUACAUUUUGGGAGAAAUUGGAGCAACAGAAUCAUGGACUAAACUUUUUACUAUUGGGCCAUUGUCUGAUAUUAGACUUUCUAUUGGAGCAGGGAAGAAAGGUGAUUUAUUUUUUCAGAAAGAAGAUGGUGAUAUAGUUCGGUUUAAUUUAACCACCCAAUUGAUUGAGGAGCUUGACAUUGAAGGAGAUAAUUAUAGUAUAUUAAUUUAUAAAAAAAGUUUUCAAUCAUUAAUUUGAUUUCAACCAUAAGAUUUAUGAAUGUGGGUAUUAAGAUUUAACAAUCUUUUGAUAGUUGUAUUUUAUGUAUUACAUUAAUUAAUAAAUGAAAAAUAUACAUUAUGUAUAUUGAUUA
Messenger RNA from Cicer arietinum (chickpea), 1258 nucleotides. NCBI's taxonomy places the organism in Eukaryota, Viridiplantae, Streptophyta, Magnoliopsida, Fabales, Fabaceae. The record is from RefSeq and is a predicted model, not a curated record.